AGCAUGUUGAACAUUGUCGAGUUGUUUUUGUUUAAAUACGUUGGAAUGUUUGAAUGCACAAAGUCCGAAUGCUAGUGCUACAUUUGGCAGCGCUGGCUCGCAACAGGAUAGUCUCAUCAGAUUGGUCCAACCGGCUCCGUGUCAGAGCGCCCUCCCUGUGUCAUCAAAUGGCAGCAGAGCUGGAUAUUAUGGUCGCUGAUGGUUUUCAAGUCCUUUGCAACUUUGAAACCGGUUGUGGUUUUUGGACCCAAGAUGGAGUGCCACCCUUGCGUCGAUGGUGGCCUACUGCAGAGCACUAUCUCCAAGCAGGAAAAUUUCUGGAUUUAGAUUUGCAGGAGAAGAUUCGCACGCAGUUGGAUCCAGGCAUUGCGAAGCACUUGGGGCGCACAUGUGGCCCACUACGGGCAGACUGGGAUGAGGUGAAGCAAGCUCGGCUUCGGAAAGCUCUUUGGGAGAAGUUCUGGGCACACGCAGCGGCUCGCAGGUGUUUGUUGAGCAUACCACAGGACACACGAAUAGUUUUUGGCAGUACUGUGGACCCAUUCUUUGGUAUUGGGGCGGAUGGGUAUGGGCAAAAUGUCAUGGGUGAGGAGCUUCAGAGUUUGCGGGAUUUCUUGUUGCAGUACUCAAGCCGCAGACAGAUGUUGAUCUCAAUCGCCGACGGCAUCGGCGAGCCAUUUGAGCCUGACACCGUCCACCUUGAUAUGACGGGAAUUUGCCCAGAAAGCACCUCCAGAUCGGUGGCCAAUAUUCUAGGAAUUUCACCGGAUGCCAUAGAAGACUUAGACCUUGUAUUCGAUGAUGGUUUCGAGAGGCGUCCAGUCUCUGAUUUCAGCACGGCCAAAGAAAUGGAGACAUUCCUGGCAACCGUUGACGACUGCAAGCUAGAAGUAAGAAUUCUUCAAGUAGCAGUUGUGACACUCUGGAACGGAACAGAUGAUAGCUACCUUGCUCGCGCCGAUGUCAGCCACUUGUCAUCCACUGCUGCCAGUGUGACAACACGUUUAGAGUCCUUGCUUCCAUUGUUGUCAUACAAGGAGUUUAGUCCAGCAGUGACCUUCAGUGUUGAUGGUUCACAAGAGGAGCCUCUUGUGGAGCUUUGCAUGGAUUCAAUUCGACGGGCUGCCCUUGAGGGCGCAGAUGUGAUCAUCAGUGGUCAUUAUUCCUUCCCAGACACAUGCACCCCGUUGAUGCUCCCACCAAGUGAUGUUGAAUCGCCUGCGGUGGUUGCUGGAAUUCACUCUGGCCUCUCUGCUGCGGAGCUCUCGGAUAAGAUUAAUGGCUUGAUUUGGGGAGCCGCCUUGGGUGACGCUGUAGGCCUGUCAACAGAGUUUAUGGAGAGAUGUGAGGCCACCAGAAUCUACCCAAACCCCGCACAACUAAGCCCAGCUUCACGGCACGAGGACAAGCACAGAAAACGUUGGAUUCAGGGAGACUGGACCGAUGACACUGACCAGAUGAUUAUACUCUUGGAUGCAAUUAUUUCUGGCCACGGGAUUUUGAGCCCCCUCGACUUUGCCAGAGCCUUGAAACGGUGGCGAAACUCCGGCUUUCCAGAACUUGGUGAUACGUCAGGGCUUGGUGUGGGUCAAACCGUGAAUUCCGUGCUCGAGCACCCGGUGUUUGAGAUGGCGCCUCACAUUGCUGCCGAUGUGAUUUGGAGGCAGACUGGCCGCACGCUUGCUGCAAAUGGUGCCAUCAUGCGAUGUGCGGCAGCGGGCAUCGGUUGCUUUUGGGAUGAGAGGGUGGUGGAAUACAAUGCAGCAACAUCAGCUUCAGUCACACACACAGAUCCUCGUUGCGUGAGCAGCUGUGUUUGCAUCGCUUUGCUUCUAUCUCAAGUGCUAUCAGGACAUGGAACAUCAACCUUAGACCAACGAAUCGAACUUGCACUCUCAACUGGCCUCCGAGCAGUGAAGCAUUUAAAAGGUCAAGAUGCUGAUGAGCUCCUGCGAUAUGUGAGUGUUGCAGCUGAUGGUUUGCAAUCUUUGGAACUGGCCUCUGGAGGUAUUGGCUACACCUUCAAGGCCCUCGGUGCUGGUCUAUGGGCCUUUGUCCAUGCGGAUGACUUCAAAGAAGCAGUGCAAGCUAUCACGAUGGAAGCAGGCGAUGCGGACUCCAAUGCGACUGUCGCUGGCGCCUUGAUGGGAGCUAGACUAGGCUUCUCAAACCUGCCUAAAGACUGGAUCAGUGAGAUCCCUGAACCGCAAGCACAAUGGUUGCAGCAAAGGAUCCACAGCUGCCUAGCCAUGCUUCGACUGGCCUAGACUUAGACUCUCCAAAAGACAGACCAGGAAGACCAAAGGUGUCUUCCCCGUGCUCAGCCCAUCGGGA
This is a messenger RNA of Durusdinium trenchii, 2334 nucleotides long. The record is from the annotation of a GenBank genome assembly. Lineage: Eukaryota; Dinophyceae; Suessiales; Symbiodiniaceae.